AACAGUGCUACGGGCCAAAGCAGCAGCGCCUCUGCCCGUGUGUACGUGUGUGCGUGCGUGUGCCGAUCGCUGUAUGUGCUAAGCGGCAUCUUUCUCUCCUAUCUCUUCGGCGAAAGCUCGAGGAAGAGGCGACGCGUAAAAUCUCUCAUCGCACGUGCUCCGGCUAUUGAUAAGAGGUCCGACAAAGAGGCUCUCGCGAGGCGUGCGUCACCGCGCGCGUAUAUACCCUACCUGCCGAUCAUAUACCUAUCGUCGCGCGCUCCAGUGCAGAUGUCUCAUUCUCGUAACGACGCUUUGGCCUUCCGCAGACAUAACAACUGAAUGAGGAAGAGGAGACCCGCAGGCUUGUCGGCGCAAUCAUCAAGAGGAUGACGAGGACGACGAAGCUCCUGCUGAUCAUCGGCCUUCUGCCGGCGAUCCUCAUCUCCGCCGGGACUGGUCCGCAGCACGAGCUGCUCCAAGAGGUGGAGGAUGCGCUCGAGACGAGCUCGUCGCAGGUGUCGUCGAGCACGCCGGAGUCCGUCGUCGUCGUCCGGGCCCGUGACCAGCCGCUGGCCGAGCGAUGCGCUCUCAAGACCGACCACGGGCCCUGCAAGAACUACGUGCACAAGUGGACCUACAACAGGACCGAGGCUCGCUGCCACACCUUCAUUUACGGCGGCUGCCUCGGCAACGAUAAUCGCUUCAACAGCGAGCAGGAGUGCUUGCACCACUGCGUCGGCGGACCCGAUAAUACGUUGCCGGCAUACAUGGCCACCAGGAGCGGCAUCUUCGUGACGACGGAGACAGCCGCGACUUUGAGCGACUCAAGCUCAACGGGAAGCCCGUCCACGACGCCGAGCAGCGACAGCGACAGCGGCAGCAGCAGCACCAGCAGCCCCGUCGUUACGUUCGUACCGACGAAGCCGACGAGGCCCCCGGUGCCGAAGCACAAGCGCGGCAAGGAGCUCACCUUCAUGGAGACCGGCCACGAGCGCACCUUCAUGUUCGCCCAGAGCAACACCUUCAUCCAGCUGGACGGGCCCGGUAUCAAGCAGUUCCAGCUGCGGCUCUGCCGCGAGAUCUCCUUCAAGUUCCGGACGAAGCUGCCCCACGGCCUGCUCGUCUACCACAGCGUCAAGGAGCGGCCCGAGAGCCUCGAACCCUACGCCCUCUACGUCAUCGUGGAGAAGGGCCAGCUCAAGGUCGUGCACGUCUUCGGCAAGAACAGCACGAGCCUGACCGUGGGCCAGGGCCUCAACAGGGACCGCUGGCACUCGGUGCUGGUGCGCAUCGACGUGCACGGGGCUCGGCUCAUCGCCAAGGUCGACGACGAGCAGGCCGAGACCGGCGUCGAGGUCCUCGAGCACAUCGUCAAUUACGGCGUCUCCGAGGAGCUGGCCUCGGUCGUCCUCAUCGGCGGCCUCAGCUCCGAGGAGCGCCUCCACGGCGUCAAGUACAUAAUCGAGUCGUUCGUCGGCUGCAUUCGCGACAUGGUCCUCAGCUCCGGUAAAUCGGCCAGCGACCUCUUGCCCAUUCGACCGCUCAUCGCUACCAAGCACGAAAACGUCAAAGAGGGCUGCACCGAUAAGUGCAAAACGACGGACAACCUCUGCUUCAGGAGCAGCCAGUGCGUGAACCACUACAACGGCCUCACUUGCGACUGCUUCGGUACCAAUUACGAGGGAGAAAGAUGCGACGUUUACACUGCGACUAUUUUGACGCUCAGAGGCUCUUCUUACGUGUCGUUCCGAGUUUACGAUUGGAAGGACAGAGUGCACUCGUCGGUUAAUAGGAUAAGUCUUGCAUUCAAGACGAAAUGGGACGAUUCGGCGUUGUUUUACGCGUCCGGCGAGAUCGACGGCACUGCUCACUACGUAGCGGCGUCCAUCGUCAACGGCUCCGUCGCCGUCGAGCUGGACUUUGGCCACAAUGCAAAGCUCAGCACGACUCUGGGCCACCACGUCACGAUGAAUUACUGGAACAAUUUGACCAUCUUCCACAACGUCUCGGUGGUCUACGUCAGUCUCAACGGCGACGUCAAGAUUUUGGAUGUGCCCGGGGACAAUUUCAACAUGUACAUCGACCCGGAGAUCUACAUCGGCGGCGGUCCGGAGCUGCACAAGAAACAGGGCCUCGUAUCGACCAACAAUUUCGCCGGAUCCUUGAAGUACGUCUUCUUCAACGACAAGUCCAUAAUCUACGAGCUGAAGCGCUCGAAUCCGAUGGUCCACUACAUCGGCGUGCUCGAGCCCGAGUACUACGAGGACGACGUCGAGGUCAUACCGAUAACUUAUCCGUUCGCUGGCAGUCACAUUUGGUGGCCCAUCAAUAGCCUCGACACUUUGAAUCUCAACUUUGACUUUAAAAGCUCGAAACCGAUUGCUGUAGUGGCAUCGGGAGACGUGAAGAGCGAAGGAGGGCCUGGAUAUUGGGAGCUACGAGUAGUGAACGAUGAAAUUCGAUUCGUGCUGGUGCCGGUCUCGGGCGAAAACGUCACCGUCUCGGUGGCCGUGAAAUUCCCCUACAACACGUCCUGGCACGCGGUCGAGCUGAACUACACGCGGGAGGAGCUGAGCAUCCUCGUGGACUACCGCAACAAGCAGAGCAAGCUCUUCCAGAUGAAUCUCGAGCUGGGCGAUCGGGUGAUAAUCGGCAGCGGCAAGGGCAGCGGCUUGGUCGGCUGCAUGCGGGACAUCAUCGUGAACGGCCAGAAGAUCGAGCCGAGGUACAUCAUCAACACGGAGCGAGUCGUCGGCGAGGUGGCCAUCGACAACUGCCAGUUCGUCGACCCGUGCACCCGGCCGAACACCUGCGAGCACGGGGGCAAGUGCUCGGUGAAGGAGGACCGGAUCACCUGCGACUGCACCGACACCGGCUACAUCGGCAAGAACUGCCACUUCGCCCAGUACCGGAAGACGUGCGAGGAGCUGGCUCUGCUGGGCUACACCAAGGACGACGUGUACCGCAUCGACAUCGACGGCAACGGCCGCUUCCCGCCGGCCCUGGUCAAGUGCGAGUUCCAGUCGAUCGAGGACGCCACCAAGACCAUAGUCGAGCACAAUCUGCCCUCACAGGUGGACGUGCGCUCCAUCAACGAGGACGACUUCUCCUUCAGCAUCACCUACGUCCAGUUCACCGCGGAGAUGCUGCAGGAGCUCAUAUCGCACUCGCUCUACUGCAGCCAGUACGUCAAGUACGACUGCUACAAGGCGCCGCUGGAGCUGCACAGCGCCACUUGGUUCGUCAGCUCGAAGACCACCACCGUCGACUAUAUCGGCAACGCCAAUAGGGGAUCUUGUCCUUGCGGAGUCAACAGAACUUGCGUCACGUCGAAUCUUAGCUGCAACUGCGACGUAUCAGCUGGAAAGUGGCUUUCCGACGAAGGUUACUACGAGACUCCGGACUCUCUUGGCAUAACGGAGAUGGUCUUCCUUCAGCAACGAGAUCUCGAGGAAGACGCUCAGGGCAGAAUUACUCUGGGCCCUCUCGAGUGCGUCGAAACCAAUACUCAAAAGUACGUGGUGACGUUCACCACUUCGCAAUCGUACAUCGAAGUGCCAGGCUGGAGAAAAGGUGACAUAGCCUUCAGUUUUCGUACGACCGGAGAGAAGGCCAUUCUUCUGUACCAACCGCCGAUCCGUAGUAAUUAUCCUUCCUUCAUGGUUGCCUUGACCUCGGAUUACAAGCUGACCUUCAAUUUCACCUUGAAUACCGGAACCAUACGCGAACUCGAAGUUAAAAGCCGAAGGAAGUUGAACAACGGCGAGUGGCAGAAGAUCUGGAUCGAUUACAACGACUAUCACGUACGCUUCAUGAUUAAUACAGACUUCCAAAUGGUCGAUUUACUUCCCGAAGAAGAAUUUGGACCGUUCGAGGGCUCGAUGUUUAUUGGCGGUGCCACAGCGGAGCACUUGAAAACGUCGUCCGUGAGGCAAGGACUGAUUGGUUGUUUCCGUGGUCUAGUCGUCAACGGCGAGAUUUUAGACAUUCACAGCUACAUGUCCGUCCAUUUGUCGGAAAUAAUAAAGGAUUGCAAACCCUCGUGUCAACCGAAUAAGUGUCAAAACAACGCCAAGUGCGUCGAGCUCUGGAGUAAUUUCACCUGUGUUUGCGAAAACAAGUGGGCCCAUCUGGGUACCUACUGCGAAUCGAAUAUCAACAAUAAAGCACUGACUUUCACGUCGCCCGGAGCUUUUCUCAAAAAGAACUACUUCAACUCCAUCGAGGAGGAAGCAGAAAAGACCCUGCUGAAAAGAAUGCUGGUGAAUAACAUUCUGAUCAAUCUGAGGACGUACGAUAGCCAUUCGUUGAUCCUCUACGCCAACGACCACCUGAACAAUUUCGCUCACCUGUACAUUUCCAACGGGACGAGGAUCGUUUACCUGUUCAACGCGGGCAACGAGAUCAAAAACAUAUCGGUCGAGUAUCCCGGAGCCAACACCGGCAUAUCCGUUCAAAUAGCCAUAAUCCGCACGGAGAACACGACGACUCUGCACGUGAACGAGCACAACGUGACUCUGGACACGGUUCCGCAGCUGCUCGAGGACUACUCCAACAAGCCCUGGAUCAAUCCGGAGAAGGAGGUCCUGGCGCCGCAGAGACCUCCGGCGCCUCCUACGGACUACUUUCAGGUGAACCUCGGCGGCUUCGAUCCGGACAAUCUGCUGCGAGUCGGAGUCGAGGGCAACCUGAUCCAAGGAUACGUGGGCUGCCUACGAGGCCUCAUGAUAGGCACGUACCAGGUGGACCUUCCGAAUCUGGCCAGCGAAGCCAAUCACGAGGGCAGCAAGGGCGUACUGCCCAACUGCCACAUGAAGUGCGACGCCAUACCUUGCAAGAACCAAGGCAUCUGCACCGAGGACUUUGGCAAGCAGGAGGCCUCCUGCAACUGCGAGCUCACCUCCUACUUCGGGGAGCACUGCGCCGAUGAGAAGGGAGCGGACUUUAGUGGGGAAAGCGUGCUGCAGCGGGAGUUCGAGCUGGACGGGGACGUGAAUCAGAUAAAGAUUCAGCUGGCCUUCUCGACGCUCGACCGGCAGCGCACCUCGGCACUGCUGCUUCUCCAGACGGAAAACAAGUACGCAAACGCCGAGAAAGCGAGUUACAAGCGCGAUAGUAGCGAUAAACAUGUUGUUAAACCUCGCAGGAGGAGCUAUUACCUGCUGGUCGCCCUGACGUCCGAGGGUCAGCUCAUCUUCGAGGAAGAUCGCGAAGGCUCGGCCUUCGGGGUUCGACUCAACGACCGAACCUUCUCCAACGGGGCUCGCCACAGCAUUUACUACGUCAGGGACAACAAUACCGCCACUCUUCUGAUCGAUCGAGAGCCCGUGCAACUCAUGCCCAUUCCAGCCCUCAACUCGGGCGACGACGAGGACGAGGAGGGCGUCGAGGACGACGAUGGUCCAGGCACCACGGAAAUCCAAUUGGGUGGUCUCAACACCACCGACAAGAGGUUCAGAGCCUACAAGGGCUACACGGGAUGUCUGAGCAACGUCGUGGUGUCGAUCAACGGGGCAGUGGGCAUGAAGCCGCUCGAAGAGUACAUGCUGUUCACGAAGAAAGGCAGCGAGACCGUGCGGGUGACGGCGCCGGCCGGCGUGAGGAGCGCCCAGUGCGCCGUGUUCCACACUCAGCCCCGGGGUCUGGAGCCGCCCAAGAACGACAGCGUGAACCGCGACAGGUCCUGGGGCGAGGAUCCGCCCAAGCGCGUCCUCUACAAGUCCCACUACUCGGACAACACGCAGGAGGAGCAGGGCGCGGGCACCUACAUCUUCUUCGCGCUCGUCUGCGUCUUCGUGCUGGUCGUGCUCGGCUGCUCGUGGGAGGUCUGGCGCAGCGCCAGGAAGGCUCGCAGGCGCCGCAAGCAGCAGCAGAGGUCCAGGUCCGGUUCGUCCGGCUCGGCUUCCCAGAGGUGGCCGGCGGCGGCCUACAACUCCGACGUGGCUCCGCUCACUCCGAGCGGCGGCAAGAGCGUCGGCUUCAAGAACGUCGUCGUCGAGAGCAGCGUCGACAGGAAGCAGCCCAACGGCACUCACAAGAGCACCAUCAACACGACCGAGUACAAGCCCUUGCCCAAUUCCGAUCCCAGCGACAAAAAGAUUAGCCCUGUCAAAGGCGAAGAAGAAGCCGAGAAAAAAGAGCUGCUGGGAGUGAACGCGAGCUUAGGCCCGAAACCGGUCAAGCUAAAUCCAUUUGUAAAGACUUUAUCAUUCUUUUCCAUCCCUUCGAUGGCCGAUCUGCGCGAAGAGGACGAAGAGGAGGAGGAAUCCGAGGCUGAAGCUCGAGAGAGCAGCGAUCCCCAGGACGACGCCAAGCAACAACAGCAGCAUCAGCAGCAGCAGCAGCAGGUCGAGCCCAACGGCCGAACGCCGGUAAAAAUCGCCCCGGUAAGAAGCAACAAUGGCAAACGCAAAGCUUUACUGCAGACGAACUUUUCGAUAACCGGCUUGAAUGAGAUCAAGACCGAGCGCAUAGCCGACGAUCAGGACUCAAGAUUCGUGCUGCAGUGCGACGUGACUGCUCGGGACGUGGCCGACGGCGCGCCAGGUCGGCCGGGCACCAAUCGGCCCGUGAGCUUACACUUGAACAGCACGUUCACGACCUUCAAACCUCCCAGACCGUCUAGCGUUGUGCUCGAAAAAGUCACGGCUAAGAUCGUUGACGGCAGCGGCGGCGGCGGCGGCGACGACAUCGAUUGAUCGUGCCCAUCAUCGCCGCCUGUCUAAUUACGAGUCGUUGGCCCUUUCUCGUCGCUUUUACGCACAACAAUUUUGGACUUGUAACUUUAGCUGUAGUCGAUUCGAGCUUUUUAGCAACUUGGCUUCGGUUUAUCGCCAAAUUUUAUCCCAAAACAUACGAGUAACAAUUGUAAGCUUUUGUACCAUACAAAUAGGACUGAAACGUUCGCAUAGACUCAAAGUCAGAACAAUAAGCUGGACUAUACUUUUAGGUUUAUUUAUCUCGACAAUAUCAAGUACUUUUGCGGUACUCUUUUAAAUGAAAAUGUAAGACAGUAACGAACGAUGGCUUUUAAAGACUUCGUUUUUUGGUGCUUUUUAACUUUUUGUAUUAUAAAUGCUUUUGGCAUGAAGCAUCCUAUUAUUAAUUAUUAUUAUUAUAAUUAUUAUUAUUACUAUCUUAAUUGUACCUACUUUAUGCACAUUAUUAUCACAUCACAAGGCAAUUAUUCACCAUUGAUCACUAUAAUAAGUAUAAAUGUGAGAACGACGAAUGUGAAACUCGCUUAUAAUUGGAAUGACUUAUUGAAAUCUUGUAAAUAAUCAGUAAUUGCACUUUCAGAUGAGAAAAGCAUCAUUGAUUAGUAUCGAUGAUGACAACGUUAUACCGUUAAAUUCAAUCUUCAAUGAUGAAAAUGAGAGUUGUAGUGAUGAGUCUUGAGGUAUUAUAAUUUUAAUAGCUAUAGCGCAUGCAGUUCUUCGAGGCUUCGUGCUUAAAAAAAUUUCCGUAUUAAAAUCCUUCUCUUUUAUAUAUAUUACAAAUAUAUCAGGGUAAAAUAAUUUGCUAUCAUUACUUGCAAAUUGUAAAAUUUCAAUGAUGAAUGCGAGAAUGCUCUGGUCGAUCUGUGCGCUGCUCAGCAACAACUAUUACUAUACUUUUACUUUGGUCUCUAUAAAAAAUAAAUAUAAUGUAACAUGCAAAUAUGCAUACAAUCAAUAAUUUACUAAUGCUGUACAUAAAAUAUUAAAAAAUUGAUAUUUAAUCGUUUUCUUUAAAUUUUUCACACGAUAUUUUCAUAACAUCACUAGGUUGCAUGUCCUUCUUUGAUUCACAAUGCUUUGGUCUGCAGUUAUUCUAUUUGUUUUCUCACAAACAAUAAAAAAAUAAAAACAAUCAAAUAAUGCUUCAAGUCAAAUUUUUCCCUUUAUCCAAACGCACACUACAAGUUAUUAAUAAAAAUAUGCUACUACA
Molecule: messenger RNA, 7911 nt
Organism: Trichogramma pretiosum
Lineage: Eukaryota; Metazoa; Arthropoda; Insecta; Hymenoptera; Trichogrammatidae
Gene: axo
Exons: 16
Coding region: 369-6680 (2103 amino acids)
Molecular function (GO): serine-type endopeptidase inhibitor activity
Source: RefSeq, a predicted model, not a curated record